This is a messenger RNA of Spea bombifrons (plains spadefoot toad), 715 nucleotides long. RefSeq names its product chromosome 8 C6orf47 homolog (gene C8H6orf47). Bases 1 to 708 code for a protein of 235 amino acids. The transcript has 2 exons. The record is from RefSeq and is a predicted model, not a curated record. NCBI's taxonomy places the organism in Eukaryota, Metazoa, Chordata, Amphibia, Anura, Pelobatidae.
AUGAAGAUGUUCCUCCAUCGUUCUUUCCAGUGGCCUUCACCCCCUUCCUUCUUCUCCAAGCUUCGGCCGUCCUCCGGCCCAUCGCCUGAUUCCCAAGCGUCCCCUCAGAAACCCAAACGCUGGAGUCUCCCUGUGAUUCCCCUACCAUCUCUACCCAGCAUCCGCUCCCUGCUCCUGUACACAAAGAAAGAUGGCAGCUCAAACUCCAGGCCAGCGUCCGAGAUCAACGCGCAGCACUAUCAGAUCUGCGUCAACUUGGUCCACCACCUAAUAGACAUUUGUGUCCUGGGCUGCCUUUGGCUUUUUUCUCCUGUGUUUCGAGUGACUUUGGACGUUUUCGGGAUACAAGGCGCCAUCAAGCUGUGGAUCCACGGACUGGCGGUCUUCCUGACCACGGUUUACGGCAUGUAUCUCCUUCUCUGGCUGGCCCAAGAGUAUCUGUUCCAGCUGGCCUCUCUCUACGGCAUCCUGCAGACCUUGGUCUUGAUUGUAAGCCUCAAGGCCGAGAGGGAGGAGGAGAUGGCAAGAGAGGAAGCAGGGGAGGAAGAAGACGAAGAGGCGGCGGAACGACGAGAAGGAGACCAGAAGGAGCAGAUGGAGGACCGGUGGGCCGGAGGGAGUGACGACGAAGCAGCGGAUUCUGACGAUCAAUGGGUCAGCGACGGGGAGGAAGAAGAAGUUGUCACCACUGCGCUGAGGGAUCCUUGAAUGACGU